Molecule: messenger RNA, 1682 nt
Organism: Microdochium trichocladiopsis
Lineage: Eukaryota; Fungi; Ascomycota; Sordariomycetes; Xylariales; Microdochiaceae
Product: XPA protein C-terminus-domain-containing protein
Exons: 3
Coding region: 134-1519 (461 amino acids)
Biological process (GO): nucleotide-excision repair, DNA damage recognition; nucleotide-excision repair involved in interstrand cross-link repair; base-excision repair
Cellular component (GO): nucleotide-excision repair factor 1 complex
Molecular function (GO): damaged DNA binding
Source: RefSeq, a predicted model, not a curated record
GCACUUUUAAUUAUUCACAACUGCGAACUGCACACCACCCGGGUCUGACGACCUCACUUCUGGAGACGUCGCCUUCGUUUUUGAGCAGCAGCGUCGCACACGAGACGGUCCAACAUCACACACAGCGCCCGCCAUGGACGGCCCCUCGACGCCGCCACGGCGCACCCGCGCCUCAAAGGACGUCAUCGCAUCGCCGCCCACCCCAGAAGUCACCCGUCGCAUCGAAGAGAACAGACUCAAGGCCAAAGCUCUGCGCGACCAGCACGAAGCCGCCCAGCGCGCCGCCGGCGUCCCGACCCUCGCACGCACCUCCUCCGGCUUCAUCGCCACCGAAGACGUCCACAUCCCGCGGCAGUCACAGACCCAGGCCCGCAAGCGGGGCCACGACGCCAUGAUGGUCGGGAGUGACGGCGGAGCACAUGGAGACAUACCCACGAGCACGGCACCAGCAGCAGCGGCAGCACCAAGCCCGGCGACUCGAGCCUCGGUGCGGCUGUCCGCCAGCAACGCCCCCGCCACGAGCCGCGACGGCAGGAUACUGAAACCCGCGGGGGACGCGACAAAGCCCGGCGAGGCCGAGGGCGCCAUCCGGCCCGCGAGGAAAUUUACAAAGUUUGUCGACUACGACUUUGGCAAGAUGGUCGACACGAAAGGCGGGUUCCUCGCGGCCGAGGACGACCCGUGGAACAAGGCCAUGUCCGGGUCCGUGGCGAACGGGUCGGCAGCGACCGCGGGGGGAGCAGGAGGAGCACCGGGAAAGCCCGGCGACGAUCCGAGCCAGGAACAGAGACCGGCGGGGAUGAGCCUGCGCGACUGGGAGAGGCUGCAGCUCCUGCGCAAGCUGCGCCGGCAGAAGGCCGGCCCUUUUGAGCCGGGACUGAGCGUGCUCAAGGACGAGAAGGAGAGGAAAACGUGUCGCGAGUGCGGCAGCCUCGAGAUCGAUUUCGUGUGGGAGGAAGUCUUCGGGCUGGCUGUGUGCGGGGCGUGCAAGGAGAAACUGCCCGAGAAGUACAGCCUACUCACAAAGACGGAGUGCAAGGAUGACUACCUCUUGACGGAUCCUGAGCUCCGCGACGACGAGCUGCUUCCACAUUUGUCCAAGCCGAACCCACACAAGUCACACUGGCACGACAUGAUGCUCUUCCUGCGGUGCCAGGUCGAGGAGUAUGCCUUUUCAGAAAAGAAGUGGGGGUCCCCGGAAGCCCUGGACGCCGAGUUUGAGCGCCGCGAGGCCGAGAAGAAGAAGCGCAAGGAGGCCAAGUUCAAGGAGAAGCUGCUCGACUUGAAAAAGAGAACGCGCACGGACGCGUAUCGGCGGCAGACGGGCAAACUGGGCGGAGGUAUAGGAGGAGGCGGGGGCAGAGCUGGGGCAGCAGGUGAGAAGGCAAAGUUUGGCGACGUCGUUGGGAACGGUGGCAAGCACGUUCACGAGUGGGGACGGGUUGUCGAGAAUGCGGACGGGGCGACAGUCAAGACGUGUUCGAUUUGUGGGAUGGAGGUUGAGGAGAUGGAGUUUUAAACGAGAAUUGAGCUAACAUGAUACCCCCUUGUCAAUAACGUGCGCUGCUCCCAGCGGAUCGCAGAAUGUUCACAAACCGCGACAAACUCUCCACGUGCCGAGUUACAACUUUAAACGAUAGAAGCCCCGGUGUAACGAGAAUGAGAACUGACAAACAGUGUAC